Messenger RNA from Trypanosoma grayi, 321 nucleotides. RefSeq lists its product as hypothetical. The record is from RefSeq and is a predicted model, not a curated record. NCBI's taxonomy places the organism in Eukaryota, Euglenozoa, Kinetoplastea, Trypanosomatida, Trypanosomatidae. The transcript has a single exon. The coding region runs from base 1 to 321 and encodes 106 amino acids.
AUGGAUGUUUGCCAAGAUGACGAGAAUGGCAUUGUUGAGGAUAUAGACGAAUUCCUUCCAGGGAGUCCGCUGGCCAAUCGAGAGCCGGUGCUGCGCAAGGGGCGGCUGCCGCCGAAGAAAGUGGUCAAACAGUCAGCAGUACCACCCGAAUUGCACAUCGAAACUCAACAACGUUGCGGCGACGACGCGGGGAAGGAUUUUUUACUCAGUGACGAUAACGNGCAGUACCACCCGAAUUGCACAUCGAAACUCAACAACGUUGCGGCGACGACGCGGGGAAGGAUUUUUUACUCAGUGACGAUAACGAAGAUGGUUUUAUAA